Molecule: messenger RNA, 662 nt
Organism: Symbiodinium pilosum
Lineage: Eukaryota; Dinophyceae; Suessiales; Symbiodiniaceae
Source: the annotation of a GenBank genome assembly
GUGCCUUAAGCGGCAUUUGGGACAAAGGUGAAGAAGCGCUCAGUCGCGCCUGUGCAGCAGGCCACAUUGAGAUUGCGCAACUGCUGUUGGAAGCCAGAUUCCCGUGCUGCGACAUGACUCUGUUCUCAACAUGUUACAGUGGCCAUCUUGAGCUAGCAAAGAAGCUUCUGGAGGCCGGCAUUGGUCACGGUCUCGAAGCCGUUGAGGCCCUGCAUCACGCUGCAGGCGUGGGCGACGCUGAGGCUGUGCGCUUGCUGCUGAGCGCUGAGUACAUGGGAACCUACGCAGACCAGAUGGAUCGUUGUCUUGUCAGCUCAUGCCAUGAUGGCUACCUUGAGAUUGCCCACCUGCUGCUGGAAGCCGGAGUGGACAAAGACAGUGUGGACCCUUCUGGCAAGACAGGUCUCAUCUGUGCAUGUGACCAAGGCCACAUGGAGAUUAUUCAGCUGCUUCUAGCAGCCGGCGCCAACGUCAACUUGAAGGACCACAACGGCCAAACGGCCCUGAACUGUGCAGAUGACAAGGGCUUCGCUGAUAUUGCCAUCUUGCUUCGGGCGGCGGGUGCAGUCGGGGGCAGAUGCAGACCGAUCAUUACUGGCAAGAGGACGUUCAUUACGAAAUCUGAGCUGAUGCUGCUCUGGCCAGAAAGAUUUGCGGCAUAA